This is a messenger RNA of Guyanagaster necrorhizus, 432 nucleotides long. RefSeq lists its product as uncharacterized. Lineage: Eukaryota; Fungi; Basidiomycota; Agaricomycetes; Agaricales; Physalacriaceae. The transcript is spliced from 2 exons. The record is from RefSeq and is a predicted model, not a curated record. The annotation marks the transcript as partial.
CGCCAGUCCGACAAUUGUUACGAUUUCUCAUCCCAGAGACCAAGAAAAUCAAUGUGCACGAACAAAUACGGACGUGGUCAGAAGAUGGCGGAGUAGAAUCGGCCUCAUGCACGGCAAGUCAGGAGUCAGGCAGGUCUUCAAAAUUCCAGCCUGUUGUCUAGUAAUCAAACGCGAUCCUCGGAUGUGGCGAAUGUACAGGGCACAUAUGGGGCUGGAACAUGUCUUGUAUGAACGACACUCUCAUGAAUCGUCGUCUGCAUUCUCCAUUGAAUCGGUCGGUCAUUUACGACGAGCCACAAAGACUCGAGGCCACUCUUCCUCCGUGGCGAAUCUUGAAAAGCGAAAGAUCAGUACAGUCAUACAAAGUUCGAAUGCCGCCGAUAGCAAGCGGUAGAGACUCAGAAGCGACACGAAAUGGUCGCAAUUGAAGAC